Molecule: messenger RNA, 1084 nt
Organism: Phlebotomus argentipes
Lineage: Eukaryota; Metazoa; Arthropoda; Insecta; Diptera; Psychodidae
Exons: 2
Coding region: 222-1064 (280 amino acids)
Molecular function (GO): protein binding
Source: RefSeq, a predicted model, not a curated record
AUCGUGAAAAUUAUUUGUCGGUUUUUCUUGACCUUCCAGUAUUUUCCAGUUUCCACAAUCUAGCCCACAAAUGAUUCCAGCACGGUGCUUUUGCGGCCAUUAAGUAUUCUGAGUUGAGUUUUGUUGUAAGCAUUUUACGCUUUACGUAGGCUUUACGUGUGAAUUAUUAUCCACAGAAAACUAGGGAUUUUGGGAAAGCAAUUAGCACUAGAGACGUAGAGAUGGAAGUCUUGGAAAAUGCUUCGAGUAACUCUGUAAAGCGCGUAGAUCUCUGCAGUCUACCAGAUAUCAUGUUCAUUUUCCCGGACGACAGCGGUGCAAUUGUUACUGCGGAGAAAUUUACUUUGGCGGAUAAAAGCGAAGUGUUUGAGAAGCAAUUUCCUCCGUCUAGCAGCGAGAUCGAGCGUGUAUCAAUCGCAGACAUAUCUUUCGACACGUUUGUCGAGUUUGUGAAGCAUAUUUAUGGAACAGCCAUAGAUAUUAACGAGGAAAAUUAUCUGGAGCUCCUGUACGCUUCUACCAAGUACUUUGUUGAUGAUCUGACGCACAUGAUUGUGGGGUUUCUCAAAGGAUUCUUGGACUCCGGAAAUGUGGUUCAACACUUCGAAUUCAUAGAGAAGUUCGACAUCAAAAUGCUGAAUGACUACAUGAAGCGGCUUUUCGUCAAGUUUCCUCUAGAUGUGAUCAAAAGUCUGACAAUAUCUGCGCCUCACAAGCGAAUUCUAAAGAUAAUCUUGAAAUCACCGUCUCUUCCGGUCUCUGAAUUCGAUCUGUACAAGGCCAUCUUGAAGAUGAAAUGUUCGAAGAAGAAGAUAAGGAGCCGCCGUGGAACAAGACUGAGGGAGGAUCUCGGGAAGCUGAUCUACUUGAUCAGAUUCCCAUGCAUGACUGUUAAGGAGCUGAUCUCCUGUGGAGAGCCGCCGUCUCUGCUGACGCACAAGGAGUUGGUUGACUUUCUUCUGUGGGUGGAGAAGGAUCUAUACUCAGAUACUAUUCGUCACUUUUCCACAACACGGAGGUCGAAUACUUCUAAGAAUGUUCAUUUCUUAUUGCCAUCAGAAUAGAAACCGAGAAGUCUGAGCAU